UCUCAACCACGGAUCCCAAAGAUGAACAUAUCAGAACUUUAUCUGCGGUUGAUUGAGGGUUAGUUCUAUACAGCCCCGGAGAUGGUUUCUCCUACAUCCACAUCUGGUUCGGAUAUAGGACUUCAACUUCAGCAGUUGAGCUACACACACAUUCACGUCGAGUCUUUGUUAUACUCGCCCCCAUAACAUAGCCCUCACAUCAACCCUAUACCAUAUAAACCAACGUCUUCAUGGCACCCAACUCAUUCCCAAACCAGAUAAUGACCCAACUACCACCACCAUGAACAUCACCACCACCACAACAACAGAACCCUCCGCCUCCUCCACCCUCCCCCAACCCGACAUCUACACAGCAAUAUCCCUCCUCUCCAUCUCCACCUUCACCUGUCUCCUCCUGUACUACCUCAUCUUCGACCUCUCCUUCUUCCCCCCAAACCCAUUAAAAGCACCAACCACAACCACCCUCCUUACCACAAUAACAACCACAACAACAACAACCCUCCUCUCCACCACCUUCACCAUCCUCCUCCUCUUCAACCUCCCCCCCAACAACCCCGCCGUCCGAAUAACCUCCGCCAUCCUCCUCGUCCUAACCACCACCACCUCCAGCAUAUCCAACACCCUCCUGCUCUACUUCUCCCUCCCCCUAAUAACCAUUUACCAAAAGCCCUACUUCCACCUGAAAGCCCAACAACGGAUCCUCCUCUGUGGCAUAAUCGCCUCCAUCCUCCUCUUCCAACUCCCCCACGUCAUCGUCGCCCCGGGUGCAGCCACCCUAUACAAGAACGGCCACUGGUCGCACGCCGUCACAAUCCUCGAGCGCAUCUCAGUGACAGCGUACUGCGGGAGGGAGAUACUUCUCCUGGGGUGUUAUGCCUGGGGUGUGGUGAGGUAUCUUCGGCCUGCUAUACACGACCAUUACCAGCAGUACCACCACCAGUAUCAACCCCAUACGGGACAUGGGAAGGGGACACAGCUCCUCUACACCCUCCUAAUGGCCGGCUGCGUCUCGCUCAUCCUCAACAUAGCCAACAUCGUGGCCGUGUAUGUGGUUCACACCGCCGCGGCGAUGGCUUUCUUCCCCUUCGUGGUUAGUACGAAGGUGCUGGUUGAGGGGGUUGCGGUGGGGAGGCUUGUGGGGUUUGUUGAUACUUCCCUUCAGUACUAUCAGCAGAAUAGUAUAUAUUCGGUUACUGGGUGUGGGAGUCAGUCGAGGAGGGGGAGUGCGCAGCCGCUUAUUAUGCAGAGGGGUUCUGUGGCGAUGAUGUCUGGGGGGUUGGGGAGUGGCGUUGGGAUUGGUGAGGGUAAGGUUGGUGGUGGUGGUGGUGAAGGGGAAGGAAGUCCCGGGGGUACUUGGGGGAGGGAAAAGGAGCAGUGGUGGUAUAGGAGCAGGAUGGGAUCGGUUGAUACGGUGGUGUCUGUGGCGGAGCCGCCGGUGGCUCAUUCGGCGGAGCAUUUGGUGCAGGAGGUGGUGGUGGAUUUAGAGGGUGGUGCUGGUGUUGGCGUUAGUCGGCGGACGUCGGUUGUAUAAAUGGGUGGGAUAAGUUAUUGGGGGUAUGAUUAUC
Messenger RNA from Aspergillus piperis CBS 112811, 1565 nucleotides. RefSeq lists its product as uncharacterized. The transcript has a single exon. NCBI's taxonomy places the organism in Eukaryota, Fungi, Ascomycota, Eurotiomycetes, Eurotiales, Aspergillaceae. The record is from RefSeq and is a predicted model, not a curated record. Bases 281 to 1531 code for a protein of 416 amino acids.